AUGUGGCCAGACGAUCGUGCACCCUCGUAUGUAAAGGGGUCGUCGUUGCCCUUGCCCGAUUCCUGCGCGAGUUAUUUGCAAGUCCAGGCACCUGUGAUGGGAAGUGCCUUGUUACAGGUGACCCCUUUCUCGAGCCUGGCCUCUCCGUCACUCCUUUGUGGUCUUGCUGAACGCUGUGUAGGCGUGGAGUCGGUGCGGUCCCUGUUGGCCAGCCUCCAGGAGCGUCGGGAUGACCUAGUGGCGCUCCUGCCCAAGGAUGUGGCACAGGAGGCAGUCGACCGAUUCUUUCAAGCUGAAGAGGUGGUGGCGUUGCAAUUACGAAGUUUCGUGUUGAUGAACGCCGCCCGGGACGUGUGGGAGGUGCCCGAUGUGGGAAGGAUCUCCUUGGACCACUUCUCCAACACGGUUCAGGCACUCCGCUGGGAUGCCACCAGCUUUCCCAGCAGCCCAGCUGCGCCCUACCUGCAGAACCUUAAGGGGCAGAUCGAUGAGUUGGCUCGCCGGGUGCCCUGCGCUGGAGGUGGCUCGAUCCCUUUCAGUACUCAAUGCAUCUUCUGGGGCUGGGUGGAGGUCCGACUGAUGCAGGAAUGCUUAGAGGUGCUGGCCAAAUGUGGCCGCCGGAAGACUCCCGAGGCGUUGAUGUGCUUGGCCGAGGAUUUCCGCUCCAUCCAUCAAGCGGCUGAGCAACACUUCCGCUCUGAGGAGCAGGUGCUUUUCCGCCGGUGCGACUUGGUCACUUCGUGGCUUUUCGUGAUGAACGUGUUCAUACCUGAAUCUUCUUGCUUUGAAGCUAGAGAUUUAGAAGCUGAGCUUCGAGCGGCAGGAAGUGAGCUUGCUGGUGGAAGAUCACUCCUUUGGCUGAAGGACUCAGAGAUGAAGCAAUUCCGCAAUUCGGAAGAAUGGUUAGCAGCUCACGAGCUGAAUUGA
This is a messenger RNA of Durusdinium trenchii, 927 nucleotides long. The record is from the annotation of a GenBank genome assembly. Lineage: Eukaryota; Dinophyceae; Suessiales; Symbiodiniaceae.